Messenger RNA from Corythoichthys intestinalis (scribbled pipefish), 2631 nucleotides. It is a transcript of the gene elovl4a, whose product is annotated as ELOVL fatty acid elongase 4a. The record is from RefSeq and is a predicted model, not a curated record. Gene Ontology annotation, cellular component: endoplasmic reticulum membrane; endoplasmic reticulum. Gene Ontology annotation, biological process: very long-chain fatty acid biosynthetic process; fatty acid elongation, polyunsaturated fatty acid; fatty acid elongation, saturated fatty acid. Gene Ontology annotation, molecular function: fatty acid elongase activity. The transcript is spliced from 7 exons. The coding region runs from base 265 to 1212 and encodes 315 amino acids. Lineage: Eukaryota; Metazoa; Chordata; Actinopteri; Syngnathiformes; Syngnathidae.
AGUGUGCGAGGAGGUGAUUUGACGGCGCUGCUGCUAAGGCUCAAGAGAAUUGUUCGGUAAAGCAACGGUGGAGGGAGGCAAGAGGACGCCACAUUCAUGCCAUCGCCAUCUAAUUUAACGCUAACGAACUGAUACUUUGAAAAAAAAAAAAAAAAAGGCCAUCGACCUAUUGGAACGGGAGACUACGUCUUCGCUGCAUGACCUUGCAUUGAAUGUCAUCAUUGACGGAUAAAAAUAUAAAACAUCACGGAAAGGUCACCGAACAUGGAGAUUGUUACACAUCUGAUUAAUGACACCAUAGAAUUCUACAAAUGGACCCUAACAAUCGCAGAUAAGCGAGUGGAGAAAUGGCCCCUGAUGGACAACCCGCUGCCCACGUUGGCCAUUAGUGCAUCCUACCUCCUGUUCCUCUGGUUAGGGCCCAAAUACAUGAAGGACAGGGAGCCUUUCCAACUGCGCAAAACUCUAAUUGUUUACAACUUCAGUAUGGUCUUUCUCAACUUCUUCAUUUUUAAAGAGUUGUUUAUGGCAGCCAGGGCGGCGAGCUACAGCUACAUUUGUCAACGGGUGGACUACUCAGAUGACCCCAAUGAAGUCAGAGUGGCGGGGGCACUGUGGUGGUAUUUUAUCUCCAAAGGCAUCGAGUACCUGGAUACAGUGUUUUUCAUCCUGAGGAAAAAAUUUAACCAGGUCACCUUUCUGCAUGUCUACCACCACUGCACCAUGUUCACGCUCUGGUGGAUCGGCAUCAAAUGGGUGGCGGGAGGACAGUCAUUUUUUGGCGCACACAUGAAUGCAGCAAUCCAUGUGUUGAUGUACCUCUAUUAUGGCCUGGCUUCCUGUGGUCCCAAGAUCCAAAAGUACCUGUGGUGGAAAAAGUACCUGACCAUCAUCCAAAUGAUCCAGUUCCACGUCACCAUUGGCCACACAGCUUUGUCGCUCUACGUCAACUGUGACUUCCCCCAUUGGAUGCACUACUCCCUCAUUUGCUAUGCCAUCACCUUCAUCGUUCUCUUCGGCAACUUCUACUACCAGACCUACCGCCGCCAGCAGCCCAGGCGCGACACUUCCUCCUCCAAAGGCGGUAAGGCUGUCUCCAACGGAGCCCUCAAUGGACUCAAGGCCACCAAUGGCGCCACGGUGGGGAACAACGAUAAACCCCAGGAAAACACUAGCAGGAGAAAGAGAAAAGGAAGAGCAAAAAGAGAUUAAAGGAAGAGGUUGGGGUAAACUGGAUCAGCUUUGUGUUCUAUCGCGCCAGCCUGCAGGAGACCUAAUUUGAGGAAGGAUGGAUGGGGUAAAUGUGUUCAUUUUAAGACAUGAUGAGACUUUUUUGUGUGGCGAGAAAGUUUCAUUGGCUUGUUGGAGAUGUUCAAGGUCACACAGAGGCCACAAUUAUCACAAUACUUUUGUGUCAGAUCCAAGUGGUGCGGCUUUACGUGAUGGGAAAUUAACAUUGCUUUGAGAUUAGCUUUGGAGGGGUAAAUAUCACGGGAAUACACACACACACACACACACACACACAAUCAUGGCUGUUUAAAUUGUACAAAGUUCUUUAUCAUGCACAUAUACGGUAAAGCUGAUCUUGUUCUAAAGUCAUUGUAUGGUGAGUCGCUAUGAUAAUUCUGGAACAACUGACACUAAAAAUGACUAAAUUCAUCAUAUGAAGAGAUGUCUUUGCUUUUUUUCACCAUAUACUGUAGUCAACAUGGAGGAAACUGUCAAUAUCCAGUGUUAUAUGUUGCAACUUAAGAUAAAGGAAGAAUAGAUAAUCAUUUCUUUUAUUCUUUUAAGUUGAAACUCUUAUCACAUAUGGAAGUGUAAUUCACUGCCGCUAUCAAAUUAAUAUAAAAGUGUAAAAUAUUUUAUUUCUGUAUGCCUUGUACGUUUUGUAUGUCCUUACUUGUGUGUAACGUGACAAAGUGGACCUGACAUGUUAUUUGCCCGCUAACUGUUGAUUUUCAGCAGUUUCCACCAGUUUUUUUCCCCCACCCCUAUUUAUUGUUUUAUUUUAUGAUUUUCGCUUGUCUCAUAGACUACUGGAAAUACGUACACAAAAGGGUCCUGUUGUUGUUUCAAGAGUAUUUAACUCUAGCAGUUUACAUCUUUAACUUAAAUCUGUCUUCUUUAAAUCAAAUACUUGAAUUGUUUUUAAUGUUUUACAUUUACAGGCUUAGGCCAUGUCUUUAGAUGCCUUGAAUGUAAACAUAAUUAUAUAUAAAAGUAACUAAAGGCAGUUAAUUUGUAUAAAGCGCAGAAUGGGAGAACAUCUAGCGUAAUUGUACACUAUGUGACCCACCAUGAACAAUAAAUGCUGUGCCUGUAAAAUCUUAUACAGUAUGGAUUGGCGUUGUUUCACAUUUUGUUAACAAUAAUUAAUUUUUUUAGCACUAUUUUUCAGUUUAUGUACAUACAGAGACUCCCCCCCCCUUCUUUUAAAAAAAAAAAUCUCACUGAGAAGACUCAUGUAUUUGUCAUGUUUUUUUGUGUUGUACAUAUUACUUUGUGAUCUUUUUUACUCUGACCCCAGCUUGUUUGUUAGCUUGGACAUUUGUCUACCUUGCAUUUAUGUGUAUUAUUUUUUUUUUUAAGUACAAUAUCAUAAAUUUGAACUCUUAAAUUAAACUGAAU